AUGAGCUCUACCGAGGAGCGUUUAGAAUUAGCUAUUGAACCGUCAUCAGACUCGGAACGAAGACGGAUAUCGUUAAAAAUAUACACAGUUGAGGUUUCAAGUUGUUGCGCCUAUCUUUUAUUUGUCGCUCUCGCAUUCGUCACUGGAAAUGCUGUCAUAGAGUCUUCAAUACACAACAAGUCUCUUUCUGAUGCCGGAACUGCCUUGACACCAAAUAAUUAUGCCACCUCCAUCUAUACACUACUUGUUAUUGUGUCUCUUGGAGUUGUGGUCGGAUAUCUCACACAGCUGUGCCGUCUGCCCAGCCUCUUAGGGAUGCUCGUGGUCGGUAUAGCCUUGAGAAAUGUGCCAGUGAUAAGUGGAUCAUUAUUUGUGGUUAAAGAAUGGAGUGUUAUACUGAGAAGGGUAGCUUUUGUUGUGAUUCUACUUCGCGGCGGACUUCUCUUGAUGCUAGCGCGAUUCGGGGUUGAGGGUGCUUGUGUUCGUUUGUCGCUGAUUCCUUGUACGGUUGAAACGCUCGUUGUUGCCAUAUCGGCCAAAUUAGUUUUUGGUAUGGACAUAAUAUUCGGCAUACUACUCGGCGCAGUGCUGGGCGCCGUUUCCCCUGCUGUAGUGAUUCCUGCUCUGUUGGACGCCUCUAAAGCAGGUUAUGGCGUUCAAGCUGGUGUGCCGUCUCUGGUUAUCGCUGCUGCCAGCCUUGAUGAUGUAUACGCAAUAACUAUUUUUAGUCUGGCUUUGUCCUUGCUGUUUCCAUCAGGCAGCAGUCCGUUGAUGACGAUCCUGGCCGCUCCCGCUGAGGUUUUCGCUGGCAUAUUCUUUGGAACUGUAAUGGGAUUUUUGCUCCACGUCCUACCGAGAAAAGAAGUGAAAAACCUACACCUUAUUCGUCUAUCGCUUUUGUUCACAUUUUCCACCGCCAUUCUUUUUGCUACAAUUCGAUAUGGUGUGGACGGUGCAGGAGCCAUAGCAGUCUUGGUGGCUGCAUUUGUUGCAGGUCACUCAUGGAAGAAAGAAGGUCCCCUUCCCGAGGAGGAUCAUCUUGCCAAUCUCUGGCACCUUGCCUUUCAACCGCUUUUGUUUGGCCUAAUUGGAUUCGAACUCAGCUUUGAAAUGGUGCUGUCAAAUACCAUAUUUUUUGGGUGUCUUGUGCUUGGAAUCGGCUUGACGUUUCGGAUUUAUCGCUUCUUUCUUCGCCGUUUUUGGUACUUCCUUCACCAUGCGUGA
Ostertagia ostertagi is the source of this 1224-nucleotide messenger RNA. The record is from the annotation of a GenBank genome assembly. Lineage: Eukaryota; Metazoa; Nematoda; Chromadorea; Rhabditida; Trichostrongylidae.